CAAAGCACUUCAUAACUACCGGUGUGAGUGCAACUGGUCUAUAGUCAUUCAGACUGCUCGGGGAGGGCUUUUUUGGAACCAGGAUGAUGGUGGAUGUCUUCUGGCAGGACAGAAUGGCGGCCUGGGCAAGGGACAGAUUGAAGAUGUUGGUGAGGACAGCCGUCAGCACAUUCCUUGAGCACCCUCCCAGGUACUCCGUCUGGGCCGGCAGCCUUCCUUGGGUUCACUGAUAUAAGCCAGGCAUGCAAACUGGUCAGGGGUGAAAAAGGCCUAAUGGACACUUAAACUAUCAGAAUAAGGAAAAGUCUGAAUAUUUCUUGGACCAAACCAGACGGGCACGACGAGGACAUACGGAUUUCGGAUGCCCGUCUCCACAAUAACUGCAAGCAUGAACAAAUUUGCAGUUGUAAAACCUACAUACAUUUUCGUUGAAGUUAUAACACAGAGGUGUAGUAAGAGGAGUCACCUUAGAUGGAUUCUCCAGUUUAACAGCGGAAGUGGAUUUCGAACAAAGAUUGGAGCAAUGCGAGAAUGAGCCACAGAAGCUGCAAGACAAAACUUGAUGGCCUGUGAAGUGCCUGCUGACGAGGGCUACGUCAAUAACAGACCAGUCCAGUCUCUGAUUAAAUUUUUGGAUGAACAUGGCAGCCUUAGCAGAAAAGGACCUAUGGUAAUCAUAAAAUCGUGUCCCACCAUAUGACAAGGCUAAGUCUGCUAUGAUAGACAGAUAAGUGUCCAGUUCGGCUCUACGGUCUGGAUACACCUCGCAUAUUACGUCCCUGAAAACUCCGAAGGCUAGGAAGAACUGAGGCAGAGUUAGUGUUUUUGACAAACGGGGAUCGCUGUCUUUGAGUGUUACCGCAACAUCCCCACAAUCCACCACGCGUCGGUCAUGGACUUCAGAGUACAGCAAUAUUUUGACAAGAUUAACGUCUUUACCUGCGAGGAUUUGGCUUCGUAGCUGAGAGGAGAUUGCAGCGGCAGGAGGAAAGAAGGGGGUCCCGGUGGAGAUUGGGACUGCAGUGCCCAGGGUUCUUCGCGGGGCGGCGAAACUCCCUGCUUGGUGGAAGUUGUCGUUGAGCUGCUGUUCGGAAGCAGGUGUAGAGGCUAGACUGGAGAAGGCUGGAAAGGUUCCAUUUUCGAUACACUGGAUCCUGGAGUUAAGGUUGGAGAGCGUGGAUUGGAUGGAAGACAGAAGAGGAAGAAGGCCCGUGUCGUCUCCCCUGACCUCCAUGGAGCCACCUGCUUGGGAGGGGUUCCGACCCUUCUUCGCCGCUGUUGAGAACGAAGACCCUACGGCCGCGCAGUGCUUCCGUUUCUCCGAAGCCUUUUUUGGGGCAGACGAGGAUGGAUCUAAGCCUUGAGGAGUCUCCGCACGAACGCCUUCCGGGAGCAGAUCGAACAGCUCCUCGGGUGAGGCUCCUACGGGCGCUGGGAUGUUGUUUGCGAACAAAGCUUCCAGGAUUCGUGGCACUGACCAUUCGUUUAAGGCAGGAGUCGGAGCGCUGGGUGCGCUUUUACCUUUUUUGAGGCGAGCACUGCGCCGGUUUGAAACGGCAACAUCAACGGGAUCGUUUGGAUCUUCUACUAGGGUCUGGAAGGCAUCGCUCUCACCGAUGUCCUCGUCCUCCGUAUGUAGAAGAGACAUGACCAGGACCAACACCCAAUGAUCCUCAAGCUUAAGGAGUGGAUCUACUCGCAGUAUAAGACAGUGCAGGAGUACAACUAUGUACCUGGACAGGAUGUGCUGUUGACUGACCGCUACACUGACCUGCUGAUAGUCCAGCAACACAGAAAGCAGGAAGAGAAAGAGGAGGAGAUUCGUUUCAGAGGAGCGAGUCUCUUCAGUGCCAGGGAGGCAUAUCAAAGCACCACUGUGGACCAGUUCUUCAGCCCUAAUGACCGUGGAGACAUUCCUAAAGCAGUCAUUCUUCAGGGCCACUCUGGACAUGGUAAAUCCUUUAUGGCACAGAAGAUCAUGUUGGACUGGGCAUCAGGCAACCUCUUCCAGGAUGAAUUUGAACUUAUUUUACACCUGAAAUGUAAAGAACUGAACCAGGUGUCGGGAGAGUGGUGUGUGGUGGAUCUAGUGAGCUGCGACAAUACAUUUACCUCACUGAUCUCACAGAAACUAAAGGACUCACCACAGAAGGUCCUCUUCCUCAUAGAUGGAUUUGAUGAACUCCGAUUCACAAUGAGUGAAAUCAAUUUCUCAUCUGUCAAAGACCCUUUCACACCAGCUCCUGUUGAGGCCAUUCUAAUGGCUCUAUUGAAGGGUACACUCCUUUCUGAUUGCUUCCUGGUAGUCACCACCAGGCCCACUGCCGCAGGCACACUGAGCAAACUGCUUAAACCCCCUUUGCGUUCCACUGAGACUCUGGGUUUCUCUGAGAAGGGGGUGCAGGACUACUUCAAGAGGUUCUGUCAAGAUCAGCAGGUAUCAGACAAGGCAUUCAGCAGUGUGAAGGCAACUGGAACACUCUUCUCUUCCUGCACCAUUCCGGUCAUCUGUUGGAUUGUCUGCACAGUUUUCCGGGAGCAGCUAAAAGAAAAUGUUCAAAUGGCUGAGCUGGAAACAACCACCUCCAUAUUUGUCCACUUUGUGUCCACUCUGCUGGAGCAUCACUGCCAGGGUUUGAGUCAACCCGUCCCUACUCUGCUGAGGAGCCUGGGCCAGCUGGCAGAGAGAGGGAUGCUGGAGCAGCAGGUCCUGUUUGAUAAGGAAAGUGUGUUGAGUACAGUCUCAGAUCCAGCCAGUGUUCCCUUCUUGUGCAAGUUCCUCCUGAAGAAGAAAGCCCGCCUAGAGGAAAUGUUCAGUUUCAUGCAUCUCAGUUUUCAGGAGUUUUUCACUGCACUCUACUACGCCUCAGACCAGAAUAAGGAGAAAGUCAAAGAGCUGCUCGGUUCCUUUAAGGAAUAUGACGACAAGUCCUAUGUCCUACCCGUCAUUCAGUUUCUCUUUGGCCUCUCAAAUAAGGAAGUGAUACAAGACCUGAAGAAGCUUAAGCUGCCUUCCACUCCUUCCAUUCGAGGACAGCUGGAAAAGUGGAUUCUUGAACUCAUUAAAAAAAAUAGACAUUCAAAGAAAAGUAAUGAGUUGCUGUUCAUUCUCCACUGUCUCUAUGAGCUCCAUGAGGAGGAGUUUGUGAGGAGAGCCAUGGAGGUUUGGGGUAAGAUAGCCUUUAACUCCAUUCCCCUGACGACUACAGACUGCUCGGUGCUGCUGUACUGCCUGCAGCGCUACCCGACCAUCAGAAGCCUGGAGCUCACAAAGUGCAACAUCACAGCAGAGAAGCUGAAGAUGCUGCAACCUGCACUGAGCAGGUGUGAGGAGCUGGGGCUAAAUGUUGAGAAACUGUUGGAUGCUGAUGUGAAUGAUCUGGUCUCAGCUCUGGGGGAAGGAAAGAUUCUGAAUAACCUACGUGUGUUGAACAGCAGUCUGUCAGAGGAGAGUGUGCAGCAGGUCCUCAGCGCCCUCUACAGGCAGAAGUCUGUGGGUUUAGUUCUGCUCUCAGUGAAGACCAUCAGCAUCACCACUGCUGAGAGGCUCCUGCAGUUCUACAAGACCACACAGAUCAGAGAGUAUGUGGGGGUGUGCUUAACGAAGGGGGCUGAUACAGCUGACAGUCUCUGUUCUACUCUCACGAUGGGAAGAGAUGAGGAAUAUUUUGGUCUGAUGAUGAUCCACUCUGGAGAUUCCUCUCCUGAAUCUGAAUCCUCUGGACUGGGUCUAGUUCUGCAGUUCACCUCACAGAUCUCUGACAUCAUACUGAGGGAGAUCCUCCACAGGUUCCAUCAGCUGAGACGUUUCACAGACAAGAGUCUAGAGCAUAAUGAGUGUGUGGAUGCUCUGUUGUCCUGGCUGCCCUCUCUGCCUGAUCUGAAGAGGGUGAUUCUGUGUGUGAGCUGCCUGACUGAGAUCUGGGCCACCAGGAUCCUCCAACUCAUCCACACCUGCCCCAAUCUAGAGAGAGUACAGGUGCAGAUACUGGAGGGGGCUGAUACAGCUGAGAGUCUCUGUUCUGCUCUCCUGAUGAAAAGAGAGGAGGGAGAUUUCAGUCUGAAUAUUCUCCACUCUGGAGAUUCCUCUUCUGAAUCUGAAUCCUCUGGACUGGGUCUACAUCUGCACUUCCCCUCACAGAUCUCUGACAUCACACUGAGGGAGAUCCUCCACAGGUUCCAUCAGCUGAGACGUUUCACAGACAACAGUCUAGAGCAUAAUGAGUGUGUGGAUGCUCUGUUGUCCUGGCUGCCCUCUCUGCCUUAUCUGAAGUUGGUGAUUCUGCAAGUGAGCUGCCUGACUGAGAUCUGGGCCACCAGGAUCCUCCAACUCAUCCACACCUGCCCCAAUCUAGAGGGAGUACAGGUGCAGCUACUGGAGGGGGCUGAUACAGCUGAGAGUCUCUGUUCUGCUCUCACGAUGAACAGAGUGGGGGGAGAUUUCAGUCUGAAUAUUCUCCACUCUGGAGAUUCCUCUCCUGAAUCUGAGUCCUCUGGACUGCGUCUAGUUCUGCACUUCCCCUCACAGAUCUCUGACAUCAUACUGAGGAAGAUCCUCCACAGGUUCCAUCAGCUGAGACGUUUCACAGACAAGAGUCUAGAGUAUAAUGAGUGUUUGGAUGCUCUGUUGUCCUGGCUGCCCUCUCUGCCUGAUCUGAAGUGGGUGAUUCUGCAAGUGAGCUGCCUGACUGAGAUCUGGGCCACCAGGAUCCUCCAACUCAUCCACACCUGCCCCAAUCUAGAGAGAGUACAGGUGCAGUUACGGAAGGGGGCUGAUACAGCUGACAGUCUCUGUUCUGCUCUCACGAUGAACAGAGUGGAGGAAUAUUACAGCCUGAUGAUUGCCCACUCUGGAGAUUCCUCUCCUGAAUCUGAAUCCUCUGGACUGGGUCUACAGCUGUGGUUCCCCUCACAGAUCUCUGACAUCAUACUGAGGGAGAUCCUCCACAGGUUCCAUCAGCUGAGACGUUUCACAGACAAGAGUCUAGAGCAUAAUGUGGAUGCUCUGUUGUCCUGGCUGGCCUCUCUGCCUGAUCUGAAGGGGAUGGAUCUGCAGGUGAGCUGCCUCACUGAGAUCUGGGCCAUCAGGAUCCUCCAACUCAUCCACACCUGCCCCAGUCUAGAGAGAGUACAGUUUUUAGCCACUGUCUAUGAUGAGAGUUUAAAGGAGGAAAAAGGUUUGUUGCUGGAGGAGGGGAUCCGCCUACUGCAGGAGGCUCAGAGGCGCCCAGACUGCACCAUCACACUUAUAGGGAAGCGCUGCUGUAAAGCCACUGUGAAGUGCACUGAGUUUAAGGACAGAAACCUCAGCUGUAAUAAACUGCGGACAAUUACAAUCGAGGGAGAGCACGCUGCAGCAGUCCGACUCAACCAGCAGAGGAAGACGCAGGAAUGUAUUUUUAUGUGAUCUGUUGUACCAGCAGCACUGAGAGUGUUGGAUUCAGAACUUUAGAUGUGUAUGUCCCAGCACUGAGAGUGUUGGUUUCAUAACUUUAGAUGUGUAUGUCCCAGCACUGAGAGUGUUGAUUCAGAACUUUAGAUUUGUAUGUCCCAGCACUGAGAGUGUUGGAUUCAGAACUUUAGAUGUGUAUGUCCCAGCACUGAGAGUGUUGAUUCAGAACUUUAGAUCUGUAUGUCCAGCACUGAGAGUGUUGAUUCAGAACUUUAGAUGUGUAUGUCCCAGCACUGAGAGUGUUGAUUCAGAACUUUAGAUGUGUAUGUCCCAGCACUGAGAGUGUUGAUUCAGAACUUUAGAUCUGUAUGUCCAGCACUGAGAGUGUUGGAUUCAGAACUUUAGUUGUGUAUGUCCCGGCACUGAAGGCCGUUUUUCACCGAGAGCGAACCUGGGGCCGGUUUCACUAAGGUAGUUUAGACUGGUCUAUGGGUUAAGAUAGGUCUUAAGUUAUUAAGUUAUAAGUUAUUUAUAUUUUUAGAUUAAGAUAUAAAAUAUUACUCCCUCAGAGGCGCUGAAAUGGCCCCCCAAACCAGCAUAUGCUGUUUGCGUCAUGUACGUUGACAUCCCUUCAUCUUCCAUGUGAGAUCUGGAAUUGCGGCCAAUUGGACUCAGAAGAGGCAGGAGAUGAGUCAGGACUGGUCCUGAUAUUCAAUAGAGAAGGAUGAAGGGAUUCCAACAUACAUGACGCGAUCAGCAUACACUCAGUGUCUGUGAGAAUCUACAGAUACAAAACUAGAGCACGCCAGGGUGCAAUAAGCAUGCCAGAAGAGCUCCUAGUGGAUCCGUGGACACGAGGGUUGGUGGAGAGCUAUGAGACUGGAUGAAUGUAUGGCGUCCCCAACUGUCUUUACGACACAACUCCUGGAGCAGAGCACCGCUGCCGUCGCCUCCAAGGACACAGACCCCUCACCAGGCAGGAUGGUGCAGACAAACCAGCAAACCUCAGGAAGUGGACCCACACGCCAUCAUCAUCAUCCUCGACCCUGGACAGAUGCACAACAACCCGGGUCCACUCAGCCCUCUGCUGAUGCAGUACUCUCCCCCCACCAUCAGAAUCGCCAGGAUCAGAAUUCCCACGUUUCCGAGAGGAGGAUGUAGCAUGAAGUUAAAAAAGUGAAAAUGUGGGAAAUAUCAUAGUUUUCAGUUAAAAGACUUUUAGUCAUAUAACUGCUUAAAUCCAGCUUGCUCCAAAACAAACAAAAAUGUGCGAAUGCUCCAAUGAUAAGAUAACCAGUGUGAAACAACUUAGACUUAAAAUGCUUUUGCUUAGACUUAGUGGUUUGUUUUCUUAAAGCAUAGUGUUAUUUUUGCUUAUAAAACAUAUCUUGUGUUUACUUAGAUAUGUGACCCUGUAAAGCGAAACCAGUCAUUUCGGCAAAAUUUACUAAAUUAAGUUAUUGUGCUCACAUGAACGGCCAUAAACUAAACUUUCCAACAAUAUGUAUAUUGAGGGUAUUACACAAACUAUCGCUAAGAUAACCGCAUCCAAAGUUGACAUGGUUUUCCCGUCACAAUAUGCCAGAAGAGGAGAAAUCACCUUUUUAAGCGGCGCGUGGACAACGGGAAUGACAGCAAAUGUGUUGAAUCUUUGCCGGGUUUAACAGUCAAAACGUAUGUUUUUCCGUGAAAUGCGUUCACAAUAUGAAACUGUAGACUGUAUACCAGGGGUCGGCAAUAGGAGGCCCGCGGGCCAGAUGCGGCCCGCAAGCAAAAAACAUCUGGCCCGUGAGAUCAUUUGAACCAAAGAAUGAAAAAAAAAAAAAAAAAACACUUUUAAAAAUCGGACUGCCAGUCUCAAAAAAUGCUCUAUUUUGAAACGUAAUUUCAAUUUCAGAAGAAUUUCAAUCAAUCUAAAUGCUUAGCUAUUUGUUUCAUCUGCAUACGAGUGAAGAAGCACGCAGCGAGGUGCAGCGAACGCACAACAUGCAAAAACAAUGAAGUCAGGACAGCGCUGGUUCUGAAAUUCCAAACUAGUCCCUUAAACACAAGUUGUCAUUCAAACAACGGACAUAGGCUUAUGGUGAUAAUUAAAACACGACUUCUUUUAAACAGGCCUGACAUCAAACAGGCAAUUUACGCACAUACAACUGUGAAAAGUAAAACACGAGUUUCAAACAUAGCGUGCGUGUUAUUUAGGAACGCAACCUUGAAAUUAGCAUGCUUAGUUUCGUGGUGCCGUCUAAUAUUGUACUCUUUGCAUGCAGAGACACCCUCGUUACAGAUCAGGCAUGAGGGCUUUGCAUUAAUAAAACUAGGGAGGAUUAAGGCAUAGUUCUCUGUCCAUUCAUCAUUAAAGAUCCUGUUUUCGCUUGAUAGUGCCAUUUUUUGACAGCUAACAGAAACGCGUAGAAAUGUUUUUGUGGUGUUUUUUUUAAACACACAGGCAUAUAAUAGCGCCCCCAAUGACCAGUCGACAAAUUUAACCUACAUCAGCCUGCUUGAAUGUCUCUGCUCUGUCAUCAAGAGCGCCUACAUUUUUUAUUAUCACCCCUCCUCCGAUAUUAAUUAAUUAAUUAAAUUAGCCAUUGUUUUGGUUGUGGACUUGUGGCCCGCCAUGUAAUGGCUUGGAAAAUAUCUGGCCCGAGGCCAAACUUAAUUGCCGACCCCUGCUGUAUACUGUCGAAUUAUGCGAAAACGUGAAAUUCAACAUUUUAACCCGGAAGUUUGUUAUUGUUGAUUUUCUCAAAAUAACGUUGUGCGCAAUGCGACUGAUUUAGCUUUGAAUGGUCACAUAUACAAUGUUUUGUGUUAGAUUUAAAGUAUGUUAUGCUGAAUUAAAUGUGAUUAGAUUUAAAGUGUGUUAUGCCGAAUUAAAUGUGAUCAUAACAUGAUGUACCAACAGUAAAAGACCAUAGGCCAGUAAAGGGUCAACAACACGGUCAACGGACAAGAGGAAGACAGAAUAGAGAACCGUUAACUCAUGGCAAGAGAGGAUAAGAACCAGCCUGGGCACAUACUGUACCUACUUUUUUGUCUUUUGUUUUUCUUUGUACUAUGCAGUGCUAUCUUUUUCCUAUCUGUAUUGCAAUGACAUGGUCUGUCAACAAAUUACAGUAAAAAUAAAAUA
Molecule: messenger RNA, 8522 nt
Organism: Sardina pilchardus (European sardine)
Lineage: Eukaryota; Metazoa; Chordata; Actinopteri; Clupeiformes; Clupeidae
Product: NACHT, LRR and PYD domains-containing protein 1 homolog
Exons: 20
Coding region: 1667-5407 (1246 amino acids)
Biological process (GO): regulation of apoptotic process
Cellular component (GO): cytoplasm
Source: RefSeq, a predicted model, not a curated record